AUGGGUCUCGCAUCAAAGCUAGCUGCUGCCAACGCCGCAGGCGGCGCUCCCGGAGGAGCCCCCGGAGGUUACGGUGCUCCCCCCGGCGGCCAGUACGGCGCUCCCGCCGGUGCUCCUCCUCCUCCUGGCGGCGCCGGUCAGUACGGCGCCCCUCCUCCUCCCGGAGGACAGUACGGUGCUCCCCCCGGCGCCCCUCCUGUUCCUGGUCAGAGGCCCGGACAGCAGGGUGGCCAGUAUGGCCAGCAGCCCGGUCAGCAGCAGUACGGCGCUCCUGGCCAGCAGCAGGGCCAGUACGGCCAGCCUGGACAGCAGCACGGACAGCAGGGCCAGUACGGACAGCCUCCCGCAUACGGCCAGCAACCUGGCCAGCAGGGCCAGUACGGACAACAGGGACAGCAGGGACAGUACGGCCAGCAGCCUGGUCAGCAGGGACAGUACGGGCAGCCCGGCCAGCAGGGACAGUAUGGCCAGCCUGGUCAGCAGCCCGGACAGUACGGACAGCCCGGCCAGCAGCCUGGUCAGUACGGCCAGCCCGGUCAGCAGCCCUACGGUGCCCCUGGCCAGCAGCCCGGUCAGUACGGUCAGCAGCAGGGCCAGUACGGCCAGCCUGGCCAGCAGCCUGGCGGCUUCGGCGCCGCCGGUGGUGCUCCCGCUCCCGGUGGUGGCCCCAGCGCCCAGGUUCUUCUCCAGCAGCUCCAGACCUGUGUCCAGGACCAGAAAAUCCAGGCCUUUUACCCGCCCGGCUCGCUCGAGCAGGUCGCCCAGCGUGUCGCGGCUUCUGGCGCUCUCCCCAAGAUCGCUCAGGAGUGGCGCAUGCCCCUCGAGCUUGCCACUGAGCUUGUCAAGCUUGCGCUUUUCGAUGUCAUCCUCUACGUCGAUGACUCCGGCUCGAUGCAAUUCGAGGAGAACGGCGAGCGCAUUGACGACCUGAAGCUCCGUGUCGCAUACGCGACUUCGCUCUUCGACCACGACGGUAUCCAGGUCCGCUUCAUGAACUCGAACGUUCAGGGCAACAACAUCACGAACGAGCAGCAGGCCAUGCAGCUCCUGCAGCAGGUCAAGUUCUCUGGUCUCACCCCUCUCGGCACCAACCUCAUGAACAAGGUCAUCCAGCCCCUCGUGCUCAACCCCGCCCGCUCCGGCCAGCUCCAGAAGCCCGUCGUCGUCAUCACCAUCACCGACGGAACCCCCGCCGGCGAGAACAAGGACGAGAUCUUCAACGUUAUCCUCCGCACUGACCACGAGCUGCGCAACUCGAGAUACGGUAGCGACGCCAUCUCGUACCAGUUCGCCCAGGUCGGCAACGACCAGAAGGCGCAGGCCUUCCUCGAGACGCUCGACAACCAUCCGCAGGUCGGCAACCUCGUCGACUGCACCUCCAACUACGAGGCGGAGCAGGCCGAGAUGAUGCGCAAGUCGCGCAUCGACCUGACCCCCGAGCUCUGGCUGCUCAAGCUUCUCAUGGGCCCCAUCGACUCGUCCUACGACACCAAGGACGAGUAA
Molecule: messenger RNA, 1503 nt
Organism: Trichosporon asahii var. asahii CBS 2479
Lineage: Eukaryota; Fungi; Basidiomycota; Tremellomycetes; Trichosporonales; Trichosporonaceae
Exons: 6
Coding region: 1-1503 (500 amino acids)
Source: RefSeq, a predicted model, not a curated record